AUGGGUUUCCCCACCAAACCAAGACGCCACUGGCUACACUGGCUGUACCUGCUGCUGCAGCUGCUGCAGCUGCUGCCGCUCGUCACAUCAGAGCCAAUCGACCACGCCUCUACAACGCCAGCAACCAGCCGCAGCAGUACCGCCACGGUGUGUCGCUGGAACCCUGCCGGCCCUCUGCUUCCACGGACGAGCGCAUCCUGCCCUCCCGCAGUGGACGACACCACCACCACGACCGCCGCGACGGGGCGAACGUCGACACCAUGGACCCAAACACCAUUCUGCAUCGCCAACGGCGGCUAUGACAAGGAAGCCGUCACGUCCCGGCGCUACUGCACCUUCACCUCGGCGACGUUCCGGUCCGGCCGCGGGCUCAGCUUCGUCGGCACGCCCGAGGCAGCAGCAGGGCUGGCCGACGCGCUGCUGUCGGAACCUUGGCACUCGCGCUUCCCGUCGCACGUCGACGUCCUCGCCGACACGAACAGGAGCAGCACGUACGCCGUCGUCCCCGUCCCGGGCAAGGGGCUCGGCGUGGUGGCCACGAGGCGCAUCCGGGCCGGCGAGAUUCUGGUCGCUGAUCACCCGCUGCUGCUGGCCGACGUGGAGGCGGCCGCGGCGGCACGCGGAGGGCUGUUGUUACGGCUCGCCGUCGAGAGCCUUCCGCUGCCCGGGCGGUUCUUUGACCUGGCGAGGAGUUAUGGUGCGGGCGAUGCUGUUGAGGAUGUGCUGAAUACUAACACGUUUGCGGUCGGGGUCGGGGACGGAGAUUACAUGGGCUUGUAUCCCGAGAUUGCGAGGAUAAACCAUGCUUGCAGCCCCAACAGCUUCUCCCGCUUCCACCCGUCCGACUUGACCAUGGACGUCGGUGCCAUGCGGGACAUUAUGCCAGGGGAAGAGAUCACGAUAAGCUACAUACCCCUCGGCCUCCCUUCCACCCACCGCGCCGCCAAGAUCCGCGACUGGGGCUUCGCCUGCACGUGCCGGCUGUGCUCGACGCCCACGGCAAACCGCCUCUCGGACCAGCGCCGCGAGCGGCUGGGCGGCCUGCGCGGGCGCCUGGUGCACGGCCGCGCGGGGAUGGCCGUGGCCGAGGUCCACGCGGCCGCCGAGGAGAUGAUGGAGAUCGCCGAGGCGGAGGGCGUCCUCCCCCAGCUGGGCGGGUACUGCGAGGCCGUGGCGCAGGUGCUGCUGGCCAAGGGCGAUGGGCACGGCGCGCUGCGGUACCUGAGGUUGAGCCUGGACGCGUGGCUGCUGUACGGCGGCGAGGACCACGCUCAUGUGCCCAACGUCAGGAGCAACCUGAGGGAUCUGGAGGCCAAGGUUUUAGGAGGAGGAGGUUUAAAGGCGUGA
This is a messenger RNA of Pyricularia pennisetigena, 1347 nucleotides long. RefSeq lists its product as uncharacterized. Gene Ontology annotation, molecular function: protein binding. NCBI's taxonomy places the organism in Eukaryota, Fungi, Ascomycota, Sordariomycetes, Magnaporthales, Pyriculariaceae. The coding region runs from base 1 to 1347 and encodes 448 amino acids. The record is from RefSeq and is a predicted model, not a curated record. The transcript is spliced from 3 exons.